AAAACUUUAACAUUAAAAUUUGUCACCAGAGAACAGAGAACAAGCAACGGCAAAUUUAAACAAAAUGGGAUGAUCAUUCAGAACCAUGGAUAGAGCAACAAGAUCUGAACUAGUGAAAACAGUUGAGGCACAAAAGGAAAAGUUACAAAAGUAUGAAGCAAAGCUAAGAGAUGUUAUCCAGGCUUAUAAAGGAGUUAUUAAAGAAAAAGAUGCAUUGGAAGCAAGCAUCAAGGCAUUAACCAGUUCUAGACAAAAAGAUAAAGAUGAGAACCAACAUUCAAUACAAGACCCUCUGAAUGUCAGCCAAGAACAACCUCUAUUAGCUCUAUUAUUUGACUCAGAGGAGAAGUCUUCUAAUGAAGAUUCUAGUGAUGAUAAACCUAAAGAGGACCAUUUACAGACUCUGACAACAUCACUGUUUACACUUACACAGGAGAAAUCAAAAGUAGAAGCGAGUUAUGUUGCUGAUAAGAAAAGGCUUCUGACAGAAAAUGAAGAAUUAACUAAAAGAAUCAGUGAAGAACAAGAGCAGUCCAAACAAAAGUUUCAACAGCUGGAAGAACAAGUACAAGAGCUGAAGUCAAAGAUAAUCAGUCAGCAGAAAGAUAGAGAAAAGGAACAGACAGAUCAUGCUGUUAUGUUGAGAGAAUUACAGAAACUACUGUCUGCUGAGAGAAUUAUAAAGGAACAGUUUGAGAGUCAGCUGGAGGAUGCAACAGCAGCUUUAAAAGAAAAAGAAAAACUAGUUCCUAAUUUAUCAGAGGUGUAUGAGAAAAGACUGAAAGAUUUGUCAGCUGAGCUUCAGAAUGUUAAAGAAAAACUUAGGGAAUCUGAACGUAAGGCAAAACAACCAAGUCCUGAGUUCUUAGAGCUCCAGAAACAAAUGGAACGUCUCAAGGUUGAAAACCAAAAACAUAUAAACCAAGAACAAAGGAAUUUGGACGAAUCUGAGAAGAUACUUCAGCAGCAGUCUAUCCAUAGCGAAGAAAGGGUAGCCAUGUUGGAAACCAAACUUUCAGAAAUAUCAAAGGUUGUUGGAGAGUAUGAGAGACUUAAAUGCCAGGACCAAAUAACUAUACAGAAAUUUAAAGAAAGAGUGACUCAGUUAGAUCUAGAGAACACGGCACUGAGUCAGUCUCAGUCGUCGGGGACUUAUGGUCAAGAUGAUGAUACAUCUGAUCCACAGGUCUUUGCUGAAAAAAUAUUAAACCUCAAAGACUUGUUAAAAUCUGCCAACAAACAUUCAGAAAAUCCUGUCAAGCUAAAAGAUUUAUUUACUGAUGAGGAAGAUGCAACUUUAAAUGACUGUCCAUUCUGUGAUAAAGCUAAAGAUGAUUAUGAACAAGUAAAGGAAGAGUUUGAAAGAUAUAAACUACGAGCUCAGUCUGUUCUGAAAAAUAAAAACACAAAGGAUACUGGACCAACUAAAGAAGUAGAGGCCCUUAGAUCACAAAUAACAGAUCUAAGAGAGAAAGUCAAAUCACAUCAUCUACAGCAUGAAGAUGAAUGUGAAAAAUUAAAACAGAAAGCAGAAAACUCCCAUAAAGCCACAAUAAAUCUAACAGAAAAACAUAAACAUGAUGUGGCACUGACAGAAGCAGAGCAUCGUCAUAAAAUGUCUGAACUUGAAAUGGAAAUUAAGAAACAAAGGGACAGAACUGUGUCAUUACUAGCAGAAAAAGAUAGAGAAUUAGACUUUUUCAGACAUCAGAAUUUUGAAGCAAAUCCAUAUUAUCCACAUCUAAGAAAUCCUCCAGAUUCUGGUGCAUCCGCGGAACUUCCACAAGAUUUAAAUCGCCAAAAGACAGAAGAAGAGGAAGCAGUUUCACGUCUUCUUAAUUUACGGAGUUUAGGACAGAACGAUUCCAAUAUGUUGUUCUUUUCUCAGGAGAUAGCGAGAAAAGAUGUGGAGAUCAACUCACUCAGGAAACAAAAACAUCAGUUAGAAACAGCACUUAGGGAGUUACAAGUCACUGCUAGUACAAGAGAAGAAGAGCUUCAUGAUAAAAUAGAAGGAAUGAAAGAAGAAAUCAGAAAAUGCGAACGAGACAAAUCAAGAGAAGGGGCUAAUUUGGAAUAUUUGAAAAAUGUGGCGUAUAAGUUUCUGAUUACAACUGAUCCUCAGUCAAAACAACAAAUGUUGAAUGCUAUAACAACUAUUUUACAAUUUAGUCCUCAAGAAAAAGUUGUGGUUCAUACUCAGUUUAGGGGAUGGUGGAAAUAAUAUUCAUAUUUUUUUGGUAUCUUCUAUGGGACUUUUUUUUAUAUGGAUACAUUCCUUUGAAGGCUGUGAACGAUCUAUUUUUAUAUGACCAUGAUAUUUUGUGAUGAUAUGGUAUGUAGUUGUUGGUCAUCUGUAAACGAUAUUUUUUUUAUGAAGUCUUUUGUUCUUGAUGAAUAAUCCAUUUAGAAUUUAGAAAAACAAAAGCUAGUAUAUAUAUUGAUAUUGAGAAUUAUAGUGAAAUGUUUUUGUAAAAGAAUGACCGGAAAGACCAAAAUUAGAUGUUCUCUUAUGGUUGUGGACUGAAUAGUGUGUGAUAUAUGAAUGAGUGUUAUGAAACGUGUGUUUAUUUGAGUGGCCUAUCCUGUAUGGUUUAACAAAAGUUGUAAUUUUUUUUUAAUUUUGAUAAUCACUGUUAAUGAUAAUAAUCUCACUUGUUUAAAGCUUUAUUAUAUAGCAUUGCAAUUUGCUAUCAACCUAUAUUCCAUGCUGACUGGUUAUUACAGUACAAAAUGUAUAUAUCAACAAAGGUGUUGGUUAACUAACUCACAAUUUUGACCCUAAAAAUCUGAGGAAUUUCAAUAUGGUAAUGUAGUGGAUAUUUGAUUAAAACAUGUGUUAAAAUGUCCUAUUGUUUCAGUUAAAACAUAUUUUUGAUCAAUAGGGUCAUUAGUGACGUAAUCGUGACAUCUAAAUGAAGGGGAAUUCUGUAAAAAACUGAUUUUUUGCAGAAUUCUAUGAUAGUUUUGUGAAAAUUU
Molecule: messenger RNA, 2979 nt
Organism: Mytilus trossulus (common blue mussel)
Lineage: Eukaryota; Metazoa; Mollusca; Bivalvia; Mytilida; Mytilidae
Product: GRIP and coiled-coil domain-containing protein 1-like
Exons: 11
Coding region: 86-2224 (712 amino acids)
Cellular component (GO): Golgi apparatus
Source: RefSeq, a predicted model, not a curated record